AUGACGUUAAAUUUAUCGGACUAUCAUCUAGCUAAUUCCAGCACGGCGAGCUACCUUUCACGGUCCUUUAACAUCGAGCCUCCCAAAGAGCGGAUGAUGCCAGGGGUUCCCCGGUACCAAACGCAAUCGGAUCGCUUCAAGACGGCCUUGGAUUGCGACGAAGUUUAUCCGGGGAUCGUGAUUGGAUCUGGCGAAACAAUGAGGAAUGUCAAGUACUUGCAAAAACUGGGGGUCACUCAUGUGCUCAAUAUGGCCGAAAAUGACGUCAAUGUGUCGUCACAACGCUACUCCAAGGCCGGCAUUUGCUACAAAGGGUAUCGGAUCAAAGAUCUACCUCAAGAAGAUAUUUCAGCCACGUUCGACGAGUGUGUUCGUUUCAUGGAUCGAGCUCUUUGCUCUCGGAUGGGAUUGGUUUAUGUGGGAUGUCUUCUUGGAUAUUCCCGAUCUGCUACAGUGGUGGCUGCUUAUCUUAUGUUGAAGCAGAACAUGUCGGCCUCGGAAGCUCUGGGUCUCAUGAGACGGUCCCGAGAGGUCCACCCCAACAUGGGUUUCCUUCAUCAAUUGGGAAAUUUGGACAAUUCCCUGAGACGGUCUCGUCAUCGAUGA
Tigriopus californicus is the source of this 606-nucleotide messenger RNA. RefSeq names its product dual specificity protein phosphatase 3-like. NCBI's taxonomy places the organism in Eukaryota, Metazoa, Arthropoda, Copepoda, Harpacticoida, Harpacticidae. Gene Ontology annotation, biological process: protein dephosphorylation; negative regulation of MAPK cascade. The record is from RefSeq and is a predicted model, not a curated record. Gene Ontology annotation, cellular component: cytoplasm. Gene Ontology annotation, molecular function: MAP kinase phosphatase activity; protein tyrosine/serine/threonine phosphatase activity. Bases 1 to 606 code for a protein of 201 amino acids. The transcript has a single exon.